AUGCUUGAGGACCAACAAAAUCCGUUCUCGAUCAAAUAUCUUUCACAUGAUUUAUCCGAUGAAAUAAUUGAAAACUCUGCAGUUAUUGAGUUGCAAUUAGCAGUUGUUUUAGUACAAGAAGCACCAGAAGAAGAAGAGGAUAAAAUUUGGGCAUUCUAA
Entrophospora candida is the source of this 159-nucleotide messenger RNA. Lineage: Eukaryota; Fungi; Glomeromycota; Glomeromycetes; Entrophosporales; Entrophosporaceae. The record is from the annotation of a GenBank genome assembly.